AUGGCCAUGACUCUUGCGUCGAAAGAUGCGGAUUACACCAUCAAGCCCGAAGCUGUGACUCCAGCAGCAGACUCCAGCGAAUGGCCUCUCCUCCUGAAGAACUACACCAAUUUGCUUGUUCGUACUGGACACUUCACUCCCAUUCCCGUCGGCUGCAAUCCCCUCAAUCGCGACCUUAAGUCCUACAUCAGUUCUGGUGUCAUAAACCUCGACAAGCCCUCGAACCCUUCUUCUCAUGAAGUGGUCGCGUGGGUGAAGCGUAUGCUGAGGGUUGAGAAGACUGGUCACAGUGGAACGCUCGAUCCUAAGGUCACCGGAUGCUUGAUCGUCUGCAUUGAUCGCGCAACGAGACUCGUCAAGUCGCAGCAAGGUGCCGGAAAGGAGUACGUCUGCGUUAUCAGAUUACACGACAAGCUCCCAGGUGGUGAAGCGCAAUUUGCCCGAGCCCUCGAGACUCUGACUGGUGCGCUUUUCCAACGUCCCCCUCUGAUCUCCGCCGUCAAGCGACAGCUGCGUAUCCGAACGAUCCACGAGAGCAAGCUCUACGAGUUCGACAACGAUAGACACCUGGGCGUAUUCUGGGUCAGUUGUGAAGCAGGAACAUAUAUCCGUACACUAUGUGUUCACUUGGGCCUGUUGUUAGGCGUUGGAGCUCACAUGCAGGAGUUGCGCCGUGUUCGCAGUGGUGCUAUGGAUGAGACGAAGGGAAUGGUCACUCUCCACGAUGUUCUGGAUGCCCAAUGGAUGCAGGACAACACUCGCGAUGAGUCGUACUUGAGACGGGUCAUCUCUCCUCUUGAAACACUUCUUACCACCUACAAGAGAAUUGUCGUCAAGGACAGUGCCGUAAAUGCUGUAUGCUACGGUGCCAAGCUUAUGAUUCCUGGUUUGCUCAGAUACGAGUCUGGUAUUGAGGUUCAUGAGGAGGUCGUUCUAAUGACCACGAAGGGAGAGGCUAUCGCAUUGGGUAUUGCGCAAAUGUCGACAGUCGAGCUCUCAACAUGCGACCACGGAGUAGUUGCCAAGGUCAAGCGUUGUAUCAUGGAGCGCGAUCUCUACCCAAGAAGAUGGGGACUAGGGCCAGUUGCGUUGGAGAAGAAGAAGAUGAAGGCCGACGGCAAGCUCGACAAAUACGGACGCCCCAAUGAGGCUACCCCGGCAAAGUGGAACACCGAUUACAAGGACUUCAACGCACCUCUCGAGGGUGGUGAGGCGCCUGCGAGCUCUGCAAUGGUCGCACCCGAGACACCUGCCAAGACCGCUGCCGCUGUAUCGUCAACAGCAGCCAGCCCAGCGGGAGAUGUGUCGAUGAUCAGCAAUGGUGCAGAAGAGAGUGGCCGGAAGCGUAAGAGACAUGAGGGCGAGACUGCAGAAGAGAAGGCUGAACGUAAGCGCAAGAAGCAAGAGAAAAAGGAGAAGAAGGCCAAGAAGGAGGGCAAGCAAGUUGAGGACAGCGAUAGGCAGGGAAAGGUCAAAACUGGAGUUGUAGGAAAAUGGUAUUUUGAUAACUAG
Drepanopeziza brunnea f. sp. 'multigermtubi' MB_m1 is the source of this 1512-nucleotide messenger RNA. RefSeq lists its product as uncharacterized. Lineage: Eukaryota; Fungi; Ascomycota; Leotiomycetes; Helotiales; Drepanopezizaceae. Gene Ontology annotation, cellular component: box H/ACA snoRNP complex. Gene Ontology annotation, molecular function: pseudouridine synthase activity; RNA binding. The record is from RefSeq and is a predicted model, not a curated record. Gene Ontology annotation, biological process: snRNA pseudouridine synthesis; mRNA pseudouridine synthesis; rRNA pseudouridine synthesis.